UACACUCAAUCAAUUGUGAAAGAGAUCGCCCAGUGAAUCCAGUAGCUGGCUUUAUGUUAAAGCUGUCCAACAACACGGCAAACGUGAACGCAUCGAGCGCAGCAACGACCAGGAGCACGAACAGGAACAGGAGCAUGACAGUGACUGGUCUACGCCAAACGAUGACCAGCCCGACGGUGCCGCCAACCACAACGCUCAGCAGCUCCGGCAGCAGCAGCACCACCAGCCUGAGCAACACGCUGACAAACGCCGUCGCCGUUGCCGCCGCCGGCACUGGUGCACUGCAUCCGCUGGCCAGUCCAACAUCGCCGUCGGCCCUGCUGCUGGCCCAUCAGCAGCAUCUGCUGGCCCAGCACCAACAGCAGCAGCAGCAGCAGCAACAGCAGCAACAGCAACAACAGCAACAACAACAGCAGCAGCAACAACAGGCACUGCAGUUGGCUGCAGUGCAUCCGGCGCCACAUCAUCUUCACAAGAGCAGCUCCAGGCUGAGCAACUUCAGCGUAGCCUCGCUGCUGGCGGACACCCGGCCACGCACGCCCAACACCAGCGAUGGACCAACGAAUCUGUCCAGCUCAGCAGCCACAUCGCCCAUCUCUCAGAGCAGCGCUGCGGGCACGCCGCCGCCAGCAGCUCCGCCAGCAGUGCCGCCCACGCAUGCAUUUCAUCCCGCCGCUGUUGCGCACCACGCCCACUUGCUGCAUGCCGCCCAUGCGGCGGCGGCAGCGCACGCCCAGCAGCAACAGCAUCAGCAGCAACAGCAGCAGCUGGCCAUGGCGCAACUGCGUCAGGCGCAGGCCGAUGCACGCGCCAGCUCUCCGCCCGCUUCAGCCUCCGCCAGCUCCACGCCCAGCUCGACGCCCGUGGCUCACGCGGGCGGCAUCAGCUCCACACCUGCCAAGAACGAGAGACACUCGCCGCUGGGCGGCAGCAGCCAUACGGACUCGGAGCUGGAGUACGACGAGGACAUGCUGCACGAGCACGAUGUGGAGCACGAUGAGGAGGAGGACUCCAUUGUGGACAUUGAGGACAUGAAUGCCGACGACUCGCCGCGCUCCACGCCCGACGGCCUCGACAGCAGCAGCAAAUCCCUCGAAGGCUCGCACGGCGGACCGCCCGGCUCAGGCGUUGGCUCCAGCCACAUGCCCUCCACGAUUCUCUCGCCCGCCGCCCUGGCGGCCAGCGGUCAUGUGCCCAUACGGCCAACGCCGUUCAGCGCCUUGGCCGCCGCUGCCGUCGCUUGGGGCGGCAUGGGCGGCGGAGUGCCAUGGCCGGGCGCGCGUCAAAUGCCGCCCUUCGGCCCACCGGGUCUGUUUCCAGGACAAGGAUUUGGUGGAGAUGCCAAUGAACCGCCUCGUAUCAAAUGCAAUCUGCGCAAACACAAGCCGAACCGCAAGCCGCGCACCCCCUUCACCACACAGCAGCUGCUCUCGCUGGAGAAGAAGUUCCGGGAGAAGCAGUACCUGAGCAUAGCGGAGCGCGCCGAGUUCUCGUCGUCGCUGCGGCUCACCGAGACGCAGGUGAAGAUCUGGUUUCAGAAUCGACGCGCCAAGGCCAAGCGGCUGCAGGAAGCGGAAAUCGAGAAGAUCAAAAUGGCGGCGCUGGGACGCGGCGCUCCGGGCGCCCAAUGGGCCAUGGCCGGCUACUUCCAUCCGAGCCUGAUGCACCUGGGAUAAGUGGCGGCCAAGUUGGUGUGCGCUCAUAGAUAGCUGGCGCACCAGCCGCAGUCGCUCGACCAGCCGGAUUGACAACCAAAUAACUGAGCCACGCCCAGCCGCCAGCCGCCAGCCGCCGCUGCGACUCGCUUCGAAAACCCCCAAAAUUUUGCUGUGAUGUUAGCGCAUUUUAUUUACGAUACUUCCAAAUGUUUUCUGUAAAAUGCACUCUGUAAAUACUGUAAGCAUAGAGAAUGAACGACGACAAGAGCUCCCACACCGAACUCUGUAUAUAUACCAUAGAGAGAAAAGCAAAAGCCGCAAUGUUUCCUAAUUGUACAUAGAGAUCUAGCGAGUAACCCAAUCACGAAUUCUUAAGAGCCAAUUUGCGUUUUGAAGUAUUUGCUGUUUGUUAAAUGUCAACUGUAAAAACAAAAACUAAAAACA
Molecule: messenger RNA, 2102 nt
Organism: Drosophila navojoa
Lineage: Eukaryota; Metazoa; Arthropoda; Insecta; Diptera; Drosophilidae
Gene: Dr
Product: muscle segmentation homeobox protein Drop
Biological process (GO): embryonic morphogenesis; regulation of transcription by RNA polymerase II
Cellular component (GO): nucleus
Molecular function (GO): RNA polymerase II transcription regulatory region sequence-specific DNA binding; DNA-binding transcription factor activity, RNA polymerase II-specific
Source: RefSeq, a predicted model, not a curated record